This is a messenger RNA of Clonostachys rhizophaga, 1170 nucleotides long. NCBI's taxonomy places the organism in Eukaryota, Fungi, Ascomycota, Sordariomycetes, Hypocreales, Bionectriaceae. The record is from the annotation of a GenBank genome assembly.
AUGGCAGCCACCGUCGCAAAGACUCAGGUCCCAGACCUAUCGGCCGGAAUAUCGCCUGCGUCGGCAUCCCACGCUGCCAUCCACAGUGUCAACGAGAGCGCCAUGGCAGUAGCCGGUGAUCGCAAUGUAGAGCCUUUACCACCCACCCGCAAGUUCGAACUGAACGACUUUAGGCUCGUUCGCACCUUGGGCACAGGGACAUUUGCUCGAGUAUGUCUGGUGUGCCCCGCUGGCUCCAACCCGCAGAGCGCCGACCAGUCAAACAUCAAGUACUAUGCCAUGAAGAUACUGAGAAAGACAGAGGUGAUCAAACUCAAGCAGAUUGACCACGUCCGCCAUGAGCGGGCAAUCCUCGCUGAUGUUGCAGGGCAUCCCUUCAUCACCAACUUGCGUGCCACUUUCGCGGACCGUGAUUCCCUAUACAUGGUCCUCGACUACGUGCCCGGAGGCGAGCUUUUCAGCUAUUUACGGAAAUUUCGCCGGUUUGAUGAGCCCACGGCACGUUUCUACGCAGCCGAGAUCGUUCUUGUGCUGCAGUAUUUGCACGAAGAUCAGGGUGGCGUGGCCUACAGAGACCUCAAACCGGAAAACCUUCUGCUGGAUGCGGAUGGCCACAUCAAGUUUGUCGACUUUGGAUUUGCAAAAAGGCUCGGGCACCAGGGGGACCGACCCGUAGAAACAUACACACUAUGCGGGACUCCCGAGUAUCUGGCGCCGGAGGUAAUCCAUAACAAGGGUCACACAGCAGCCGUGGACUGGUGGGCUCUCGGCAUCCUGGUGUACGAGUUCCUCACAGGAUAUCCUCCUUUCUGGCACCAGAAUCCAAUCGAAAUAUACAAACAGAUCGUGGAAAAGCCCGUCCUGUUCCCUCAAAACCCCCCAAUAUCACCAGAAGCACAGGACCUCAUCCUUUCUCUUUGCACCGUUGACCGGUCAAAGAGGCUGGGAAACAUUAGCGGCGGCUCCCGGCGUGUCAAGGAACACCCCUUCUUCCGAGACCUAAACUGGGACGACAUAUAUCAUCGCCGCCACAGAGGGCCCAUCAUCCCACCAGUGCGCUGGCCUGGUGAUGCCCAGUGCUUCGACAUAUAUCCCGAGGAUGAUGGCCGACGAGACGACUACUCUACUGAGAUGGCUGAGAGGUAUGAUCAGUACUUCCGAGAUUUCUGA